Messenger RNA from Brassica oleracea var. oleracea, 951 nucleotides. RefSeq names its product myb-related protein Zm1-like. Bases 5 to 748 code for a protein of 247 amino acids. The transcript has 3 exons. The record is from RefSeq and is a predicted model, not a curated record. NCBI's taxonomy places the organism in Eukaryota, Viridiplantae, Streptophyta, Magnoliopsida, Brassicales, Brassicaceae.
GGGAAUGGGGAAGGGAAGAGCACCUUGUUGUGACAAGACCAAAGUGAAGAGAGGUCCAUGGAGCCCUGAAGAAGACUUGAAACUCAUCUCUUUCAUCCAAAAGUUUGGUCAUGAGAACUGGAGAUCUCUUCCCAAACAAUCUGGUCUACUAAGAUGUGGAAAGAGUUGUCGUCUAAGGUGGAUCAACUACCUUCGACCAGAUGUGAAGCGAGGUAACUUCACUGCAGAGGAGGAAGAAACAAUCAUAAAGCUUCACCAGAACUAUGGAAACAAGUGGUCAAGAAUCGCUUCUCAACUUCCAGGAAGAACAGAUAACGAGAUCAAGAAUGUGUGGCAUACUCGUCUAAAGAAAAGACUUGUUCAGAGCUCAGAAACCUCGCCUUGUUCAAGUAAUUCUGUUUCUUGUGGGAAAGAAGAUAAGUCUCAAGCAGAAGGUUGUUUGAACAAAAAGACCUCUCAAGACUUUACUACUUCAGUGUCUUCUGGUGGUUCCUACAACUCAAACCAGGAAGAUGAUCCAAAGAUAGGCCUCUUGUUUAAGUAUAGCGUGUUUAAUGACAUUAUUCAAGAGGUAGACAAACCAGAUCUUCUAGAGAUUCCUUUUGACUCAGAUCCUGACAUAUGGAGUUUCUUAGAUAGUUCAAACUCACUUCAACAAUCUGGUGCAAAUGAGUUCAGAGCAGAACAAGAGUCUGAUGAAGAUGAAGUCAAGAAAUGGUUCAAGCACAUGGAAAGCGAACUAGAGUAAGAAGAAGCUGAUAAUCAACAGCAUAAACAUGGAACACAAGAAGAAUCAUCAUCAUCAUCACUCUUGAAGACCUACGAGCUCAUGAUACAUUAACAAAUCCAAAUUAUGAUUUUACUAUAUGGUUUAAGGCAUAUUCUUAAAUUAUUAUCCUGGAUAUCAAUACUUGAAGGAAAGUUGGUAAUAUACAAAAUGUAUAUCAGUUG